AUGGGUGAAGUUACAAAAGCAGAUCUUGAUGCUCUUACUACUUCUCUUACCGCAGCGUUUACUGCUGCCCUCAACACCGUGAACGACUCCAUGAACAAUCAGAUCGGAGAAACUCGUGGAUUGUUGGGAGGGAGGAACAACAACAACAACCGGAAUAGAGGCAGGGAAGGAGAAGAAAUUGUGCAACCUGAACAACAAGGACAAUCUUAUCAGGAUUACAAAGUCAAGGCUGAAAUUCAUUUCUUUUCAGGCAACUUGGGUGUGGAAGAUUAUCUGGAUUGGCAACUUCAGGUGGACAGAUUCUUUGAGAUUAUGGAGGUUCCUAAAAACAAGCAGGUUAAGCAUGUUGCCUGGCGAUUAAAGAGUACUGCUGCAGUUUGGUGGGAUAAGUUGCAGAAUACUUGGAAGAAACAGAGGAAACAGGGGGUUAAAACAUGGCGACGAAUGAAACAACUUAUGACGGAGAGAUUCUUACCGGAUGAUUAUGAGCAGAUUCUUUACAGGUUGUAUAUUGAAUGUGUUCAAGGCACUAGGACCGUGGCUGAGUACACUGGUAAGUUCUUACGCUAUUUAGAGCGUAAUGAACUAGGAGAAACUGAAGAAGCUACAAGCCUAACAUUGAAAGCAGAACAAUUAGAGAAGCCUUCACGAGCUUCUUCUUUCCAAAGGUAUACCUAUCAAAAGAGCACAGAGUUGGGGAACUCCUCAGCUGGUAAAGCAAAAGCCAUACAACAAAACACAAAGAGUUCUCAUAGGGCUUCCAAUCAACCUUUUAAAGGGGCUAGCAGUUCUAGCAGUUCCAGUGGUGCUCAAAAUAGGGUCCCACAUCAGAAGCCUAAUAAUCCUUAUGCGAGGCCUACAACAGAACUCUGCUAUAGAUGCAACAAGCUUGGACAUAGGUCUAAUGUGUGUCCUGAGAGAAGACAAUAUGCCCUUAUAGAUGAUUAUGAUGAAGAUGAUGAAGAAGUUGGAAGAUGUGAUGAAUAUGAAGGUGUAGAGUUUGCAGUGGAGGAGUCUCCUGAAAAGAUUAAUAUUGUGUUGCAGAGGAUCUUAUUAUCUCCUAACGAAGAUGGGCAGCGACAUAAUAUUUUCAGGUCACUUUGUUCCAUUAAUAACAAAGUGUGCAAUCUAAUUGUUGAUAAUGGUAGCUGCAAAAAUUUCGUAGCCAGAAAAUUGGUGGAGUAUCUGCAGUUACCUACACAGCUUCAUGAGACACCCUAUUCUCUGGGAUGGGUCAAGAAAGGUCCACAAGUUCGAGUUGCUAAGUCCUGCAAAGUACCAGUAUCUAUUGAUAAUUAUAGUUAUGGCCAAAAUUGA
This is a messenger RNA of Rosa chinensis, 1317 nucleotides long. RefSeq lists its product as uncharacterized. The transcript has 4 exons. Gene Ontology annotation, molecular function: nucleic acid binding; zinc ion binding. The coding region runs from base 1 to 1317 and encodes 438 amino acids. Lineage: Eukaryota; Viridiplantae; Streptophyta; Magnoliopsida; Rosales; Rosaceae. The record is from RefSeq and is a predicted model, not a curated record.